Molecule: messenger RNA, 1005 nt
Organism: Fomitopsis serialis
Lineage: Eukaryota; Fungi; Basidiomycota; Agaricomycetes; Polyporales; Fomitopsidaceae
Product: Rtf2 RING-finger-domain-containing protein
Exons: 3
Coding region: 1-933 (310 amino acids)
Biological process (GO): site-specific DNA replication termination at RTS1 barrier; mitotic DNA replication termination
Cellular component (GO): nucleus
Source: RefSeq, a predicted model, not a curated record
AUGGGUAAUGAUGGAGGAAGUAUCCCUGACCGUCGAGACCUGGUCAAGAACAAAGCUAAGGCAGAGCAGCCAGACAAAGCUAACCAGACACGAGCGAGAUGGUUCUUUUGUGCAAUAUCCAAGGCACGUCUCCACGGACUCUCGACUUUGUUCCACAGUCAGACUCAUACCGAAUUGCAGCGCCCGCUGGAAGAGCCGAUAGCCUCCUGUCCACUAGGCAAGCUGUAUAACAAAGAUGCGGUGAUAGAGUAUCUAUUGGACAGGAACGCUUAUGGGGACGGCGAAGAGAUAUGCGGACAUAUCAGGUCAAGAAAGGAUUUGACAGCGCUCAAGCUCACCCGUAACACGAGCAAGUCGCCGGUGUCUGACAGCGCAGACCGGGCAUCCUUCAUGUGUCCUCUGAACUACAAGGAGAUGAACGGCUCGCAGCCCUUUGUCUACCUCUUUACAUGCGGCUGUGUCUUCUCUCUGUCCGGAUUGAAGGCAGUCACGGGUUCUGUUCCCAUGGCAAUGCCGACGCCGACGCGAAGGGCAAGGAGAAGGGCAAACGACGACGGCAAGCAGCUCGACAUGUGCCCCCAGUGCGGAGCCAAGUACGACCGAACGACCGACGUGAUCAUGCUCAACCCGCCCUCAGAUGAGGAGGAAAAGAUGCGUGAAGCCUUGGAGCGGCGGCGGGCAGCGGAGCCACCGAAGAUGAAGGGCAAGAAGCGGAAAGCGAAGGCCGAGGACGCGGAGGGUGCGGGCAACAAGCCGGUGGAGAAGAAGAAAAAGAAGCAGACAUCACCCAUGCCCAGCACGAACCCGAGCAUCGCUGCGGCCAGUAGAGCUGUUACGCAGAGUCUCGCGGAGGAGGAGGUGAAGCGGAAGGCGACGAUGAGUCAGGCGGUUAAGUCGCUGUACGAGCCGAAUGGCAGGAAAGAGACAUUAUGACUAUGGGCACGUUUACCAGGGUGAGUAAUUGUUCUUGUUCGUUAUCCUGUUCGUCGUAGGCUGACAGACUCA